CCCCGGCCCGGGCCCCGGCCCCGGCCCCGGCUCCGGCCCCGGCCCCGGUAUGGAUGGCCCCGGGGCUAACGCUGUGGUCGUCCGCAUCGGCAUCCCGGACCUGCAGCAGACGAAAUGUCUGCGGCUGAACCCCGACGCACCCGUGUGGGUGUCCAAGCAGCGGGUGCUCUGCGCCCUCAACCACAGUCUGCAGGAUGUGCUCAACUAUGGCCUCUUCCAGCCCCCCUCCCAGGGCCGGGCAGGCAAGUUCCUGGACGAGGAACGUCUGCUGCGGGACUACCCGCCCAACAUGGACACGCCCCUGCCCUACCUGGAGUUCCGCUACAAACGCAGGGUUUACACCCAGAGCCUGCUGGACGAUAAGCAGUUUGCAAAGUUACAUACCAAGGCAAACCUGAAGAAGUUCAUGGAGUAUGUCCAGCUUCACAGCACAGACAAGGUGGCCCGGCUUCUGGACAAGGGGCUGGACCCCAACUUCCAUGAUCCUGACACAGGAGAGUGCCCCUUGACCCUGGCUGCCCAGAUGGAUAAUGCCACCGAUUUACUAAAGGUCCUGAGGAAUGGGGGGGCCCAUCUGGACUUCCGCACUCGGGAAGGGCUCACAGCCUUGCACAUCGCCACGCGCUGCCGGAACCCCAGUGCCCUGACGACCCUGCUGGACCUUGGGGCAUCCCCAGACUACAAGGACAGCCGUGGCCUGACCCCCCUAUACCAUAGCGCCCUUGGGGGUGGUGACCCCCUCUGCUGUGAGCUCCUGCUCCAUGACCAUGCACAGAUUGGGACAGCUGAUGAGAAUGGAUGGCAAGAGAUCCACCAGGCCUGUCGCUUUGGGCAUGUCCAACACCUAGAACACUUGCUGUUCUAUGGAGCUGACAUGAGGGCCCAGAAUGCAUCAGGAAACACAGCCCUGCAUAUCUGUGCCCUGUACAAUCAGGAGAGCUGCGCCCGGGUUCUCCUCUUCCGGGGAGCCAAUAAGGAUGUUCGGAAUUACAAUAGCCAGACAGCUUUUCAGGUGGCCAUCAUUGCUGGGAACUUUGAACUUGCUGAGGUCAUCAAAACUCAUAAGGAUUCUGAUGUUGUGCCAUUCCGGGAGACUCCCAGCUACACAAAGCGGCGACGCCUGGCGGGCCCCAGUGGCCUGGCCUCCCCGAGGCCGUUGCAGCGCUCAGCUAGUGAUAAUGAUCUGAAGGCUGAAGCCCGGUCUGGUCCCUCCCCGGGACCCUCACUCAGAAGCCUCCCCCACCAGUUACUGCUCCAGAUGCAAGAAGCAGGCAUGGGGCCUGUGGCAGGGAUUCGAGGACCCCAAAGCCGAUCCCCAUCCCUUCAGCGUCUGCAGGAGGAUAAGGAGAGGGACAAGGACCCCAGUGGUCACACUCUGGUCCGAGGAGGCCGAAGCAAGAGCAGCCCGAGCGGCCCCGGCGGCGGCCCCGGAGGAGGAGGAGGAGGCGGUGGCGGCCCGGGAGCCCUGGGCCCUUCUGCGGCCACCAGCCCUGCGCCCGCGCCCGCACCCUCGCCCGCGCCGCCCCGGGGCCCAAAGCGCAAACUUUACAGCGCGGUCCCCGGCCGCAAGUUCAUCGUGGUGAAUGCGCACAGCCCGCGGGGCGAGGGCGAGAUCCCGCUGCACCGCGGCGAGGCUGUCAAGGUGCUCAGCAUCGGGGAGGGCGGUUUCUGGGAGGGAACAGUGAAAGGCCGAACGGGCUGGUUCCCAGCUGACUGCGUGGAGGAGGUCCAGAUGCGCCAAUAUGACACGCGGCAUGAAACACGUGAGGACCGAACCAAGCGCCUUUUCCGACAUUAUACUGUGGGCUCUUACGACAGUCUCACCUCACACAGUGACUACGUCAUUGAGGACAAGGUGGCUGUCCUGCAGAAGCGGGAGCAGGAGGGUUUUGGCUUCGUCCUUCGGGGAGCCAAAGCAGAGACCCCCAUUGAAGAAUUCACACCAACCCCAGCCUUCCCUGCUCUCCAAUACUUAGAAUCUGUGGAUUAUGAGGGUGUGGCCUGGAGGGCAGGACUCCGGACAGGAGACUUCCUUAUUGAGGUGAAUGGAGUGAACGUGGUGAAGGUUGGACACAAGCAGGUUGUGGCCUUGAUCCGCCAGGGUGGGAACCGCCUGCUCAUGAAGGUCGUGUCAGUGACAAGGAAACCGGAGGAAGAGGGGGCGCGGCGGAGAGCCCCUCCGCCCCCCAAGAGGGCUCCCAGUACCACGUUGACUCUGCGCUCCAAGUCCAUGACUGCUGAGCUGGAGGAGCUGGAAGAGAAAAGAGAAAGCCACGCCUUCCUGGGGCGCCUUGCAGCCGAGAGCACCAAAGCCCCCACGCCAGCUUACCCCCAGUCUGCCCGAGAGAAGCUGGAUGAGAUCCUGGCGGCAGCUGCAGAGCCCACACUGAGACCGGACAUUGCUGAUGCUGACUCCCGGGCAGCCACUGUCAAGCAGCGGCCCACAAGUCGGCGCAUCACUCCCGCAGAGAUCAGUUCUUUGUUUGAACGCCAGGGCCUCCCUGGCUCUGAGAAGCUUCCUGGAUCCCUUCGAAAGGGCAUCCCACGCACCAAGUCUGUAGGGGAAGAUGAGAAGCUGGCCUCUCUCCUGGAGGGGAAGUUCCCGAGGAGCUCGUCUAUGCAGGAUGCUGUCCGUGAGGGCCAUGGGAUCCCGCCCCCACCCCAGACCGCCCCUCCCCCCCCACCCUCCCCUUACUACUUCGACACAGGACCACCUCCCUCCUUUUCACCGCCACCCCCGCCAGGCCGUGCCUACGACACCGUGAGAUCCAGCUUCAAACCGGGGCUGGAGGCCCGGCUGGGAGGGGCGGGACCCCCUGGGCUCUAUGCCCCUGGCCUAGGCGCUCAUGGGCCUCUCCCUUACCCUGAGCGCCAGAAGCGGGCUCGGUCCAUGAUCAUCUUGCAGGACUCACCCCACGAACCAGCUGUGGCCGAAAGCACCCGGCCUCCUCCUGCAGCCACGCCCCCUGAGCGACUGAGGCGGAAGGCACGAGUACCUGGCAGUCAAGACAGCCCUUACGCCAACCUGGGCGCCUUCAGUGCCAGUCUGUUUGCCCCAUCCAAACCCCAGCGCAGGAAGAGUCCCCUGGUGAAGCAGCUGCAGGUGGAGGAAGCACAGGACCGGGCUGCUUUGGCUGUGGGGGGCAGCGGCAGCAGUUUUCCUCGGGAGCCCUCGCCCACUCGCCGAGGGCACCGGCUCGGGGGACUCGACUACCCCCCCGGGGAACCACCUGGCCUCCCAUUUACUGGUGCCGGCCCUGGCAAGGAACGAGACCGUCGGCUGGAUGAGAGGCGCCGCUCCACUGUCUUCCUUUCCGUGGGGGCCAUCGAGGGCAGCCCUCCCAGUGCAGAGAUGCCAUCCCUGCAGCCCUCGCGAUCCAUCGACGAGCGCCUUCUGGGCAGCGGCCGGGACCUGCUCUUACCCUCGCCAGUCUCCGCUCUCAAGCCAUUGGUCAGCAGCCCUAGCCCCUCCCCUGUGGGCUCCACCUUCAUCCACCCCCUCACCGGCAAGCCCCUGGACCCCAGCUCGCCCCUAGCCCUCGCCUUGGCCGCCCGAGAGCGGGCCCUGGCUUCCCAGGUGCCCUCAAGAUCCCCAACCCCCGUUCACAGCCCAGACACGGAUCGGCCAGCCCCUCUCUUUGUGGACAUCCAGAGCAGAGAGCCGGAGCGCAGCAGCCUGGCUUCCCCCACCCCAGCCUUUUCCCCCCGGGGCCCCGCAUGGGGCCCCCUCCCUGCCCGCCGAGAGGUUGAGAAGUCCCCACGGGAGGAGAGGAAGACCCCAGAGGAUAAGAAGUCCAUGAUCCUCAGCGUUCUGGAUACAUCACUACAGCGUCCCGCUGGCCUCAUCGUGGUCCACGCCACGGGCAAUGGGCAGGGCCCUGGGGAGCUGGAGGCAGAGGAGAGUACACCAGACACCCCCGAGCUGAGCCAGGCCCCCGCUCCGGCCGCUGCCACUGUGGCCGCACCUGGGGCCCUGCCCAGCCCCCGGGCCCAGCCCCCUAGCAGCCCCCCUGCCGCCGAGACGGUGCCGGGACAGGGCAGCUCCGAGGAAGAGCCAGACAUGGUGUUCGCUGUGGCCCUGCCCCCAGCCCAGCUGUCAUCCAGUGACGAGGAGACGAGGGAAGAGCUGGCCAGAAUCGGGCUGGUGCCACCCCCAGACGAAUUUGCCAACGGCCUCCUGGUGACCACGCCCCCCCCGGGCCCCGGGCCGGCCCCUUCCCCCAUGGCCUCGCCCAGCCCAGCCUCAGGGAAGCCCAGCAGUGACGCGCCCCCUGCCCCGGAGUCAGCCGCGGAUUCUGGUGUGGAGGAGGUGGACACGCGCAGCUCCAGCGACCCUCACCUGGAGACCACAAGCACCAUCUCCACCGUGUCCAGCAUGUCGACAUUGAGCUCUGAGAGCGGCGAGCCCACGGACACGCACACCUCCUUCGCUGACGGACAUACUUUUGUACUCGAGAAGCCGCCUGUGCCUCCGAAACCGAAACUCAAGUCCCCGCUCGGGAAGGGGCCCGUGACCUUCAGGGACCCUCUGCUCAAGCAGUCCUCGGACAGCGAGCUCAUUGCCGCCGCCUCCGCCGGGCUGGCCUCCGGAGCUGGGCCUGCCCGCCCUCGCUACCUCUUCCAGAGAAGGUCUAAGCUGUGGGGGGACCCGGUGGAGAGCCGGGGGCUCCCAGGCCCCGAAGACGACAAACCGACUGUGAUCACCGAGCUAAGCUCCCGCCUGCAGCAGCUCAACAAAGACACCCGUUCCCUAGGGGAGGAGCCUGUGGGAGGCCUCGGAGGCCUGCUUGACCCCCUCAAGAAGUCGCCGGCUGUGGCAGCAAGGCUCUUCAGCAGCCUCGGCGAGCUGAGCUCCAUCUCGCAGCAGCCGUCGCCCCAGCCCCAGCAGCAGCGCAGCGGCGUGGGGCCCCCGGGGCCCGGGGCCUCGUACACCGUCCGGCCUGGCAGCCGCUAUCCCGUGGCCCGCCGGACGCCGAGCCCCGUGAAGCCGGCGUCGCUGGAGCGCGCCGAGGGGCUAGGCACAGGUCCCGGAGGCGGCGUGGGGCGGCCCUUCGGCCUCACUCCGCCAACCAUCCUCAAGUCGUCCAGCCUCUCCAUUCCCCACGAGCCCAAAGAGGUGCGCUUCGUGGUGCGCAGCGUCAGCGCGCGGAGCCGCUCGCCAUCUCCUUCGCCCACGCCGGCCCCCGGGCCCCCAGGGCCUGGGCCCGGGCCCGGGCCAGGCCUGGGAGCCGCCCCGGGCCCCGCCCGCCCCUUCCAGCAGAAGCCGUUGCAGCUCUGGACCAAGUUCGACGUAGGCGACUGGCUGGACAGCAUCCACCUGGGCGAGCAUCGGGACCGCUUCGAGGACCACGAGAUCGAGGGCGCUCACCUGCCCGCGCUCACCAAGGACGACUUCGUGGAGCUGGGCGUGACGCGCGUGGGCCAUCGAAUGAACAUCGAGCGCGCCCUCAAGGCGCUGGCCGACAGCUGACCGCGCGCCCCCGGCCCUGCCCACCCCGCCGGGCGCCCUGCCGGCAGGGCCCCC
Molecule: messenger RNA, 5524 nt
Organism: Trichosurus vulpecula (common brushtail)
Lineage: Eukaryota; Metazoa; Chordata; Mammalia; Diprotodontia; Phalangeridae
Gene: SHANK3
Product: SH3 and multiple ankyrin repeat domains 3
Exons: 22
Coding region: 50-5470 (1806 amino acids)
Cellular component (GO): postsynaptic membrane; dendritic spine; postsynaptic density
Molecular function (GO): synaptic receptor adaptor activity; ionotropic glutamate receptor binding
Source: RefSeq, a predicted model, not a curated record